AUGCUGCAGAGCCGGGCUCCGCUGCUGAAGCAGGGUCUGCUGGAGAAGCGGAGUGAUGGUCUGCUCCAGCUCUGGAAGAAGAAGCUGGGGGUCCUGACCGGAGACGGCCUCCUGCUGCUGCCCCCAAAGCAGGUGAUGGAGCAGCCGCUGGAGGAACACGGAGAGCCCGGGGCCAGCGGCGGGUACAGCGGCGCCAAGGAGCUUCUGUUCGGGGACAUGAAAACGGUGGACAGUGUGGAGAGAAAAGGCAAAUACAUUUACUUCACGGUGGUGAUGGCGGACAAACGGGAAGUGGACUUUCGGUGCUCGCGGGACUCCGCCUGGAACGCUCUCAUCACUUUGGGGAUGGUCCAUUACCAGAACCGCAGGGCGAUGGAGGCUGUGCAUUGCAGCCGCAAGAAACUCGCUCAAAGGGGCAUCGGCCCCGGGAUCGCGGACACAGCCUGACCAGCCACCCCCCCAACACCCCCACCACACCACAGGCCAGAGCCCGGGACCCUGCACACAACAGGUUUGAAAAGGAGCGCACUCACACUGAGAUCUUACAUGCAGAAAUGGAAAAGCAAAUUAGACUCUAUCCCAUUUCAGUUAUGAGAUUAGCUAAUUAGAAGCCG
Messenger RNA from Hemiscyllium ocellatum (epaulette shark), 614 nucleotides. RefSeq names its product pleckstrin homology-like domain family A member 1. Gene Ontology annotation, molecular function: phosphatidylinositol phosphate binding. The transcript is spliced from 2 exons. NCBI's taxonomy places the organism in Eukaryota, Metazoa, Chordata, Chondrichthyes, Orectolobiformes, Hemiscylliidae. The record is from RefSeq and is a predicted model, not a curated record. Bases 1 to 447 code for a protein of 148 amino acids. Gene Ontology annotation, biological process: positive regulation of apoptotic process.